GCCUCGAUUGACCCAUCGCCAUUUCGGAGCUCGCGAGCUACAAACUUUCUCGUCGGCCAAGGGCGAACACAGCAACCAGGCCACCAACCAUGUCGACGGCAGCGAAGGCGAAGAGGUCAGGGGUGACCAGCCUGCAGGGCCCGAGGCCGCAGCCGCUGAGCCUGCCGGCGGCCGCGUCGCCGCCCCGGCCGUCCAAGAGACCCCGCAUGAACGGCGGCGAUGACGACGACGACGCCGGGAGACCGGCGGCGGCGGGGCCGGUGAUCGUGUACGAGCACACGCCCAAGGUCAUCCACGCCCGGCCGGACGAGUUCAAGGCCCUCGUGCAGAGGCUCACCGGCCGGGAACAGCCCGUAGUUCAGCCGGCGGCAGAGACGACGACGUCGUCGCAAGGAGAGGAGGCGGCCACGACCACGACGGCCACCGACUCCCUGGUGCUCACGCUCGGGCAGCAGGCGCCGCCGCCGCUCGAUGUCUACACGCCGCCCUCGCUGGCGUUGCCUUCUCCUGGUGGUGGCCUGGCUGCUGCCGGCUUCCUUCUCUCCCCGGGCAGCUUCCUCUUCUCCCCCGCCACCAUGCAGGCUCUACAGGAGCUCAUCAGCUGAUCACCGCGCCUUGCUCUAAUCGAUUCAGAAAAAAGUGAACACAAAGAUUGUUCACGCAAAGCGACCUGACGUGUAACUCGUUCUUUUAUUCAUUGUUAAUUUUAUUUUCAAGUACAACAAAUAAAGUCGGUUGAAUUACGUCCAGUUCUCUCUCUAGUCUUCUGGUUUGGUACACCACUGUAAAA
Molecule: messenger RNA, 790 nt
Organism: Setaria italica (foxtail millet)
Lineage: Eukaryota; Viridiplantae; Streptophyta; Magnoliopsida; Poales; Poaceae
Product: VQ motif-containing protein 8, chloroplastic
Exons: 1
Coding region: 90-605 (171 amino acids)
Cellular component (GO): nucleus
Source: RefSeq, a predicted model, not a curated record